CAUGAGGAUAAACGUCAACAACAUGCCGGAGACUUCACGGGAAACAGAAACUGAAAACGGAUUGAGGGACAGAGGACGGGGAGACCCAGGGAACCAGUCUGUCCACAACAUCGUAUCUUUAAUGUCUCAGUUCGCUGAUGAUCAUUUAAAUGUUGUUCGGAACAUUUCAACAGGCCUGGCUGUUGCUGGUGUCAUCAUUAUAGCAAGGAGCAUCAAACUGAUCACCAGGUUUCAUGCUGUCUCUGAGAUCCCUGUACGUUUUAUAGAGAGGAACGUCAGCCUUCGUGGGAAAGUUCAUGUGGUCACUGAGAAAGGACUCAAAGUGGAACAUGUGCCAAUUUACCUGCCAGUCAUCUCGCCAUUACUUUCAAAGCACAAAGGUGCAUCGCCGCUGACUGUACAUCUGGCGGGAGUGGAGCUGACUCCGGACGGGAGGACGUGGCUGCAGAAGAACUUGACACCUGCCCAGAUAGUCUGGUUCAAACUGAUCAGCCGAGAGGACGACACACUGCACUGUUUGGUGUCCUACAGCAGGCAGGGGUCGAUGUGGAGCUGCUGUGUGAAUGAGGAGGUUCUGAAGCUGGGUCUGGCUCGCACCGCGCCCAUCUCCGGAGUGCUUCCUGGUUCUCGCCUGUACUGGCGUCUCCACAAGCAGCUGCACAGGGCAGAGUUCAGGGCUGAGAAGAAGGGGCGUGGUUUGUGGAAGGAGGACAGCCUAUGGGAGCGGACCGUGAAAGCCGUCAGGGACAACAUGUUACUUCGACUCCUGAGAAGACUCUUUAAGAGGACCAAAUAAAAAUGACCAUUACCAGUGGGUGCAAAGAACAUUUUGUAUUUGUGCCAAGGACUGUAUGUGUUUGAGUUUUUAAAAACCUGGUGCACGUGUUGUUUUUUUGUAACA
Thalassophryne amazonica is the source of this 901-nucleotide messenger RNA. It is a transcript of the gene miso1, whose product is annotated as c18h3orf33 homolog (H. sapiens). NCBI's taxonomy places the organism in Eukaryota, Metazoa, Chordata, Actinopteri, Batrachoidiformes, Batrachoididae. The transcript is spliced from 5 exons. The coding region runs from base 2 to 796 and encodes 264 amino acids. The record is from RefSeq and is a predicted model, not a curated record.